CCAUAAAACCAAGAAGAAGAAGAAGAAGAAGAAGAAGAAGACGAACACGUGGACGGGCGUCGCAACACACUGAAAACUCAUAAAAACAGCUUUGUUUUGUUUUUUGAAAGGACUCUCUUUAUGACUAUUAUCUCUUAAGAUUAGUAUAAAAUUGAUCAGUAAUCUCUCAGUUUGUGGAUGGCCUGAUUAAUGUUCAAUGACUGCUCUCCAUGUCUAGCAUAGAUUAAAAUGUAUAAAUAUCUAAUCGAUAGCUCUAUUUUGUUACUCAAAAUAUUGUGUCCGUGGUGACUGUGAUCGAGAAAUUCCGGCCGGGUUUCUUUCAUUUAACGUUACGUUGAGAAACAACACAAUGAGCAAAAAGACCAAGAAAACCAACGUCAACAUUGGCAUUAGAUGUUUUAUCUGCGGUCAGCAGUACGGACAAAAGGUUAUGGAUAUGCAUAUGCAUUCUUAUUUCCACCAUGAAGCAAUUGAGAAGAUCAAGGGCAGUGAACAGCUGCAUAAAUGUUGGGCAUGUGAUGUAUCUGUGAUGGGACUAGAGCAGUACAAGGAGCAUAUUGCCACCCGUAAGCACAAACAAAGUCUGUUUAAACUCCAUGGUAAACGAAAUAAAAGAAAACCUCUUCAAGUGGACUACAAUAUUAAUCUGACUGAUAAUGAAUUAAAAGCCCUUUAUGAUCUAAGACAGCAAGACAGGAGAGAAAGAAAAAAUCUGGACAAAUGUUCUAUCUGCCUUCAUAGUUUCCCUGAACAGGAGUGGGACAAACAUAUGCACGGUAUUGUCCACCAUCAGGCAGUUGAGCAAAUGAAGGGCAGUGAACACGAGCAUAAGUGUUGGGCCUGUGAAAUAUCUGUGAUGGGAAUUUCAGCAUUUAAGCAGCAUAUUGACACCCAAUAUCACAAACAGAAGCUAUUGGAAUUCAUUAAGAAUAGAAAACUUGGACAAAAUACAGUGGACUACAGUGUUGAAUUUAAUGAGCUUAAAGACCUUUGUGCCCAAAGAGAUCAACAAAAAUUUAUGCAAAAAAAAGAGAAAAUUGAGAAGUGGAAAGAAGCAAAAAGACAGAAGACAUGGAGGUUCAUUCAGCCAGAAAUCACAGCUGAGAAUGAGCAUUGUACAAUACCUUUCAUGGCGAAUGAGGAGUUCACAGCUGACCAGUUGCUACCAUCAUGCCAAUUCUUCUCCCUUUGGGAAAAUCUAAAUGACCAUCCAGCAUCUAUCCAGUAUAACCUAAACCUGCCUAUACAGAGAGAAGAGAGCUUACUUAAUACGAAUAGAUCAAAUUGGCCACUUGUGAAAAGGCCUUGUCUUGAGAGACCAUCAGAAAAUAUUCCUCAAGAAAUGUCUGCUCAGGGCACUCGUCCCAACCCUGAUGGAAAAGAUACAGAUGUUUGUGUGAACGACGUGACUCCAGAAACUGAUGAUGGUACUGCUGCUGAGCCUACAUGUGCCCCUGGACUGGUCCAAAUGAGGAUGGAGGCCAACAUACCCAGCUUGAUAGCAACAGGUGGAGUUUGUUUAACACGGAAGGCAGCAAGUGGGAAUGAAGAUGCUGUUCCUAAUCCUCCACUACAAAAACACACUCAUUCCAAAAAGUCUAUGUUGAAAGUAAACAGAGCAACAUCACAGAGUGAGCAGAGCAUGACCAGAGAAGGCAUGAUUGGACAAGAGCCAUACGUAGAUUCUCUUCCGCCUGUAUCUUUACUGGCUGAGAUGUUUGAAAGCCAGACAUCAGAAAAUGACUUGGAGAUCAUUGAAAACGUUCAGCCUCAUACUGUGCAUGUUAAGAAAAACAAAUCAAAUGAGUGUGACACAGAACAGGGAGAAACAUCACUGGAGCAUCCCAGCAGCUUUGAAGCCAUCUCCUGCAAUGUCCAGAAAACCAAGAAAAAAAAACAAGAUGUUUCACAUAAUCUGAAUCCUAAAACAAACAACAAAAUAUCAAAAAAAAGGAAAGUGAAUAAGUUGAUAUCGCUGUCUUUGAAAGAAGAGGAGUUGAGCAGCUCUUUGGAGAAUGUAGGUGAGCAGCUGUUCCAGGCGUAUUCCACCCUGCAGAGCGCAUACACGGAAGUUCAGCAUCUACUGUCUGUUAAACAAGAGGUUACCUCAGAGAUGGCCUCGCUCAGGGCAAAGCGCAUAAAGAUUCUGCAGGAUAUAAAGAAUCCCGGUGACCUGCAGGAGUUAAAUACCUCCUGACAGCCGUGCGAACCUCUGAGGAAGGAUUCCUCUUUAGCAACUCACUGAGCCUCACAGAGCAGCUGAACCACAGGUCCCACUCCUAGAAGUAUCUGAUGCUGGACCUACCUCUCAGUGCACAAAACUGACCUCUGAGCAUGUAUCUCAUCUGAGAGCAUAGACUGCAUUGCACAGCCCAUAACUGCACCAUUUUAACAGACUUUUGUUGUAGUUUUAUAGUAGGUUUAUGGCAGUUCACAUUGGAUUAUGCAUUUUUUAAAAGAUUUAUUUAUGCCGUUUUAUGCCUUUAUUUAGAUAGGACAGUAUAGG
Molecule: messenger RNA, 2506 nt
Organism: Sinocyclocheilus rhinocerous
Lineage: Eukaryota; Metazoa; Chordata; Actinopteri; Cypriniformes; Cyprinidae
Exons: 12
Coding region: 350-2197 (615 amino acids)
Biological process (GO): insulin receptor signaling pathway
Cellular component (GO): membrane; cytosol
Molecular function (GO): SH3 domain binding; RNA binding
Source: RefSeq, a predicted model, not a curated record